CGGAAACCACCGAAGUCACCGAGCUGCCCAGCGAGCCGAGUGGUGACCUGAAAACCUCGCUGCCGGUCUCUCGUACCGGUCACUUGCCCCCAGAGCGCUUGAGAAUAACUUUUCGUGCCGUUUUCCGCCGGGAGCGGGCGGCGGCGUGGAGGGCUGGCUAAACCUGCUUGGCGGAGGGUCAGCUGGGCUGGGCUGUUUCCCUGAAGUGAUCGGGGCGUGUGCGGCGGCUCGGUUUCACGCGCGCUCUGCGAUUCGGGGCUGCCGCGCGGCGACCGAAACUCAAACUUUGCGAAGCGCCUGAGCGUUGGCCGCGGCGGCCAAUCGGCGGGGCCUGAACCAGAAGCGGUGUGCUGGGCGCUGCGCCGUGUCGGUGCUCCUGCCCUGAACAAAGGGGAGGGUGUGCCGCCGGGCCUGCCUCGGCCGGGCCCCCGUGCGCUGCCUCCUGCGGGGCAGCCAAGGGUCCUGUGCAGGUCCUCGAGCAGGAGCAGCUGUGUUUCGCUGUGAAUUUUGUGUGUCCACUGUCUCAGGCAUUUUACUUAACUAUGUUCGUUUUUAUUGUGUUCUUUCUAACAGCUGCGCUCUUCGUCGACUUCGUUUGGCUUCUUCAUAACUUCUUAUAACUUCAAAGACAUGUAUACCUCUGAGAAACCUUCUCCAACAAGAUACCUUGCUUCACGACCUGUCUUGGAUUAUAUGCAAAGAAGUUUCCAGUCAUGAGUGCAGAUGCCGAGCAGGAUGCUGCUAUCAAACUUGCCCAAGAACGAGCAGAGAUAGUUGCCAAGUAUGAUAGAGGACGAGAGGGCGCACAGAUUGAACCAUGGGAAGAUGCUGACUAUCGUCUCUACAAAGUCACAGAUAGAUUUGGGUUUCUACAUCCAGAGGAGCUUCCUGUCCAUGAUGCAGCAAUAGAAAAGCAAAAGCACCUUGAAAUUGAAAGAACUACAAAAUGGCUUAAGAUGCUGAAAAGCUGGGAAAAAUACAAGAAUAGCGAAAAGUUUCAUAGGAGAAUUUAUAAAGGCAUCCCACUGCAGUUCAGAGGGCAAGUCUGGUCUUUACUACUUGAUGUUCCUAAAAUGAAAGAAGAAAAAAAAGACCUUUAUAAUAGAUUGAAGUGUGAAGCACGAGAGUCUUCGCCGGAUAUUAGACAGAUUGAUCUUGAUGUAAAUCGAACAUAUAGAGAUCAUAUCAUGUUUAGAGACAGAUAUGGUGUUAAGCAACAAUCUUUAUUCCAUGUUUUAGCUGCAUAUUCCAUGUAUAAUACGGAAGUUGGGUACUGUCAGGGAAUGAGCCAGAUCACAGCUUUGCUCCUUAUGUACAUGAAUGAAGAAGAUGCCUUCUGGGCCUUGGUGAAACUGCUCUCGAGUCCGAAGCAUGCUAUGCAUGGUUUUUUUAUUCCUGGUUUUCCAAAACUGUUGAGGUUUCAAGAACAUCAUGACAAAAUACUGAAAAAAUUUUUGUCAAAACUUAAGCAACAUUUGGACUCCCAGGAGAUUUCCACUAGCUUUUACUCUACGAAGUGGUUUUUCCAAUGUUUCCUUGAUCGUACUCCCUUUACAUUAAGCCUCAGGAUAUGGGAUAUCUACAUACUUGAAGGAGAGCGGGUUCUCACUGCUAUGUCUUACACAAUUCUGAAACUGCAUAGAAAGCAUUUGAUGAAAUUACAAAUGGAAGAGCUUGUAGAAUUUCUGCAGGAGACUCUAGCCAAGGAUUUCUUCUAUGAAGAUGACUUUGUGAUAGAGCAGCUCCAAAAUUCUAUGUCAGAAUUGAAACGAGCAAAGUUGGAUUUACCAGCAGCUGGUAAAGAAGAUGAACUUCCAAAGAAGCCAUUGGGGCAAAUUCCAUCAGGACCUCAGCCUGCUGUGCGUAACUUCACUCCAGUGCUCAAUGGACAGAACAACACUGGUACACAAACAACAAGAAGGACAGAUAGGAGACCAUCUCCUGCAGAAGGAUUGCAAAGCUCACCAAAUAACCGAAAAAGAGUUAAUUCACUGGAAAAAAAGCCUUCUUUAAAACAGCAGAAGCCUCGGCCAAUAGACACGCAGAGCGAUCAGUCUAAGAAUGAGGUAGAUAUCAGAAGAAAGCCUCAGCAAACAGGGCAAGACAACUCAAGACAGUAUAAUAAUGCAGCUGCUAACCAAAAUUCGAAUGCUAUGUCAAAUACAAGAAGGGAAUUUGUACCGAAGUGGAAUAAACCAUCUGAUGUCAAAAUAAUUGAAAAGACUAUGAAACUUACUGCAGAAGUGAAAGGAAGGCCAAUAAACCAUUCUAUUUCAGCCUCACCACCAAGUCCUGGAGAAACACAGCCUUUGAAUGUAAAGCAAAAGAUGAGGGUUUUGGAUGCUGAUGAAGGUAAGCGAGGGUCUAAUGCAUCACAGUAUGACAACGUUCCAGAAGUUGAUCAUGAGAAUGAGAAUCUUGUUGAAGAGAUGCUAGAGAGAGCUCAUCCGCAAAGUCCUAGGCAUGUAACAUACUCUAAUAGUCCAAGAAAGCAAACUGAAAAAAUACCGCCUCUGCUAAAAAUAUCCAAUAAUUACACUUUCACUUCACAACCUAGAUCUCCAAAAUAUUCCUCACAAUCUGAUGGACCACCUCAUGGAUUGAAUGUAAAGCAGUCACUGCCAUCUUACAGUAACCCACCUACUUACCAUGGAAAUUCUCCAAAGCAUGUCUCCAGUAUAGGCAAUACAAGCUCUAUUCCCCUGCAUUACCAUGGGAAUCGAACCAGCCCUUCUGGUAGGCCAUAUGGUUCUUUUAUUUCCAUAGAUUAUUCUCCAGAAAAGUCACAAAUGAAUUCUUACCCUGCCAAUCGCCAAAAUCCUCUUUCACCAAGCCUUGGUCAGAUAGAAGUAACCCCUAUUGAUGCUUAUCCCAGCAAUUCAAGGUCCCCCACAGGGGUCAAAUUCAUAAUCCCACCAGUGGAUUACUUACCAGAAGAUAGACAGUGGCCAGAUGCUGCAUAUAUGUAUAGACAUGAGCCAUAUAGGCAGCCCUGGAGCCAAGAUGUUAACAAGGGCCACUUGGAUAAUUUCCAGAAAUAUCAGCAUUUUCAGUCAACACCUUUUCAAGACAACAGUCUUCCUGCUGUUUCUAUUGAUAGCCCGAUAAGAUACAGGACUUCACCAGCCUUUGAAGAGCAUGGUUCACCGCCCUACCAGUACUCAAACCCAUCAGCUCAAACCCAACACUACCGAAACAGAAAUGAUGGAUUGUCCGUGCAUGAAUCUGUGCUUCUCUGAGAGCCUGUCUCUACUUACUAAAAUGGCAAGAACCAAAACCAGUCAUACAUUGCUGUGUUACUAGUAGUCCACUAGUUUUUCUGUCAAAUGUGGACAGUUCCUGCAGCUCUGAAAAAUAACAACACUAUUUGAAAGAUGCUUCAGACUUUCCCUAAAGGCUAGUUGAGUUCUUAGACUUGCAUUGCAGCUGUUGAAGGUGAUCUGAUGCAUAUAAACAUAGCAAUAGCAAUAAGAUCAUAUACACAACAUGGCUAAUACUGUCAUUGUACCUUAAAUUUAAAUAACUUGUGUUAUGAUCUUUCUGCCUAAAACCUGUAACACAUUUACAAGUUUUAUUUUGACUGACAUUUUAAUGCACUGUAUAAAUGUGUGUGUGCGCGCGCGUGUGAGUGUGCGCUUAUAUACACAAAUGCAUAUGGAAAAGAGCUAAAGAAUUUAAAUGUAAAUGCAUUUAACUUUCGGCAAAGCUUGUGAAGUACUUUUAUUUCAUAUUAGUUUUUCUUUAUAAUUUAUUUGAUAAGCCAUUCACUAUGAAUGGGAAUCUCUGUCAUUUUUAUACAACUGCCUCAGUAUCCCAGUAUCUGUUCUGGGCAGGAGAGACGCUUUGGGAUUAUUAACUUAAUCUUAUGUGAGAGUUAAUUUCCUGUCCUUUGACUACUGUUUUGUCAUUUCCCUCAGCAAGAAGGAGCAGGCCGGCAAAACCAGAAAGCCAAAAACGUCUCUAUAAUCUGGCGAAGAAAUGGUGCUUAAAGUCAGGGCAGUCUGAGUGUAGCACGUCUCUAGGUUUUGGGGUGCAUUGGAAUUGGGGAGUUUUUACCUUUGCACCCAGAUCUGCUGUCAGAAUGCCGUCCUAUAUGCAAAAUAUUUGAGCACAGUGUAGGUAAUGCCAGAUACAGAAAUGGUGCUGCACCCUUUGCGUUUUGCCAUGCUGUGCUGUCAAACUAAAAUUAGUUGCAGGGCCACAUCUCAUGGGUAUCAGGGAGUUACCAGCUCCUCGAUACUUUUGUGAAGUAUAUAUAGGAGUUUGAGAUUUGGGGGAGACUUGAUAUUCCCUGAGCUGUGUGCAUAUGCGGUGUCCCUUCUCCGAAGCUUUGUCCUGUCAAGUCCAUUUUAUGUUUUGCCCUUCUUUUCCCAAAGAGCUGGUAGGUUCGUGCCUGCGAUCGGGCAUGUGCUGCUGUGCUAUUAGGCUGCUGAGAGACUGUGUGUUGUUUUACACUAAAAUGAUCCUGACUGUUAAUAGGAAGCUCAGUAGACUGCUGGUAAUGUAAGUAUUUUUAAUGAGUGCUUGCAGCCUUUUGUGCUUCAUGUUUUCUUUUCCUUUCAUUGACUGUGAAAUGGGGGUGAAAAAAAUUGCUGGCGAAGUGGCAUGUGUGGGAUAUGGUCCUGUAAGUGCCGAAUGCACCGGACUCUCGUUGAAACCAGGGGGAGUUGAGGCUGACAAGGAUCCUGCCAGAAGAGGUCCUUGGAGCGCUUAACAGAGAGGUUUUCUAGUGCUUAAGUACCAAACGUUGGCAGCAACGUCAGGUUUGGAUGGUUUGGGAGGCUGUCUAGUUCGUCUUUUGUUUUGUAAGAUUUGUUAAGUGAAGACAUAGAAAUGGCUAACUUUUUUUUUUUCCUUUAAAGAAUGAGCUUUAGUGCCUAUUAUUGCUGCAGGUUGGCUCUGUAAGUUUUAAGGUACAGAAGUAAAACAAUUUUUACAAAUGGAAGUAACAUUUACUUAGUGUAUUUCAAAAACUCUUUUGUGUAUAUAAUGUGUCUGAUGUAAUUUUUAAUGAACUGGGCAAUUUUGUAUUUUAAAAAUUGCAAACCGCAGCGAGGUAACAGUAGCAAAGCACUACACUGAAACUCUGAACUAAAAUUGUGAAGAUAAAUAUGACUUGGGCUGACCUUAGUUCUGAUUGCUUACAGCAGCUUAGAAAUGUAUGUAUAUAAUAUUGUGGCUAAGUGUAAUAAUCCCAGUGUUUAACAAUCGUUCUGUAAUUCAUAACAAAGCUGUACAAUUUAUUUGUGCAAGACUCCAAAAUAUGUAUCAGCAUUAGUAAAUACUGUAGAUUUUUAUAUAUAAAAUAUAUACACACUAUUUUCUUAUGUCAUCUGCAACAGUUUUAUAACUGUGUAUCUAUUUUGAUGUGACUGUAUUUUUAACAUGUUAAAAUAAUAAUAAUUAAGCUUA
Messenger RNA from Dromaius novaehollandiae (emu), 5412 nucleotides. It is a transcript of the gene USP6NL, whose product is annotated as USP6 N-terminal like. The record is from RefSeq and is a predicted model, not a curated record. Lineage: Eukaryota; Metazoa; Chordata; Aves; Casuariiformes; Dromaiidae. Bases 714 to 3239 code for a protein of 841 amino acids. The transcript is spliced from 15 exons.